AUGGGCGUCAUAGACAUUCCCAAGGAGGCUGAGAAUGCCAUGGGGUACAUCGUCAGCGCCAAGAACAUCAUGCGCGGCUGGAUCACGACGUGGCAGAAGAGCACUACUUCCAGCAACGCGGUCGACUACAAAAACCGGGAGGCCGGAAUCAACGCGUUCAUCGCGCGGCUAGACAAGGUGUGGCUCUUCCUGUCCAACCUGCAGAAACAGACCGAGGAGCACACGCCGGCCGUCGGCGCCGCGCUGGUCACGCUGAAAGAGGUGGCCAGGAAGCUCACCAGGAGCUUCCCGUCUGGCUACACCUUGACCGAUGUCGGCAACGUCGUCAGCGAGCUCGAGCAGGCGCGCGAUGCCGUCCGGCGCGCGCGGCCCGGCGACUUGCACCACGCUGAGGGUAAUAAGCAGCUUAAGGGCGGGAAGAUCCAGAUCAAUGGCUCCCUCGCCGCUACCCAGAAUAAGGACCGCCGCCUGGUCGUUGAGUCCAGGUUCAACGAGUCCAGUGAUGGCACGCAGAUCAACGCCCCUGUCUUUGGCACCGCGGAUGAUGUGCAGAAGAUGUUUCUGGCCAUGAAUGGAGUCAGGGCGUAA
Molecule: messenger RNA, 588 nt
Organism: Chaetomium globosum CBS 148.51
Lineage: Eukaryota; Fungi; Ascomycota; Sordariomycetes; Sordariales; Chaetomiaceae
Exons: 1
Coding region: 1-588 (195 amino acids)
Source: RefSeq, a predicted model, not a curated record